Molecule: messenger RNA, 1808 nt
Organism: Panonychus citri (citrus red mite)
Lineage: Eukaryota; Metazoa; Arthropoda; Arachnida; Trombidiformes; Tetranychidae
Exons: 3
Coding region: 1156-1743 (195 amino acids)
Source: RefSeq, a predicted model, not a curated record
AAAUUAAGUUAACUAAAUUGGUUGAUAUAUAAAUAGAUUCACUUGUAUUGAGCAGGAUUUUAUUUUGAAACAGUAUCAACUUGAAUACCUUUAAUUGUUAAUCAUGAAUUCACUAAUCUUUACUCUGGUAAUCGUUAUUAUCGGUUCCAUUGACUACACUGUUGGUGGACCAAUAACAUUUGUUAUUUCUGGAGCUGAAAUGAAUGAAGUUUGUAAUUUAGCCCAAAAUUUGACAAUCAAUGGAUUAUCUCGAGAUGAUAUUUCCAAAACUUUGGAUCGUCAGUUACAUAAGAUAUUGGGAUUAACUGGAUCUUUGAAGAAAUUUCCAAUCGUCCGUUACACAGGUCGAAUCAAGUCACAUCCGAUGCUUCGUUAUAAACGAGGUGAUGAAACUUACAUUGGAUCAGGUACACAUUCAGGGGAAGGUAAUACCGAUGCAGAAGAUGCAUCGGCUGGAGCAGUUACACAAACUGGAACAUUUAAUUUCAACGUUUCUGAUUUGAUCUACAUUGUAAUCGAUGCCUUGAGUUUAAAGGCCAAGAAACGAUGUCUUCCCAGUCAAUCACUUUGCUCUUCAAUUGUUUUACCUGAGACAAUUGAUCUACUUGAUCAAGAACAAAUUUUAUCAAUUAUCGAUCAGUUCGUUCAAUUACAGAACUCAUUAAUCAAUUGUGAUUCAUCGUAAUUAUUUACUGUCUCAAUAAGGGAGAGUAACAAGAUUACGAAAUAAAAAUUGAAAAUUGUAUUAAUAAAUUUGUCUUAAUAGGUUAAUCCAGUAUUUAAAUUAAACUUUAAUUUAAUCAGUUAGUAUAUUUUAAUCAUAACCAUGGCGAUAAAUUAUCUCAAUAAUAAUCAUCGAUAGGAUUUGAAAGGUACAAAAUCAACUUAUAAAUAUUGAUAACAUUUAUGUAAAUACAUUUCUCAAUCAUUAAUUAUACUUUUAUCAUAAUCAAAUUUAAAUGUUAAGCAAAUACACAAAUGUUAAACUGCCUACAACUAAUUACGAUUAACAAUUAACAACGAUUAAUCUGUGGUCUAAUUUUACCAUCCAGAUUAAGUUAACUAAAUUGAUUGAUAUAUAAAUAGAUUCACUUGCAUUGAGAAUGAUUUUAUUUUGAAACAGUAUCAACUUGAAUACCUCUUUAAUUGUUAAUCAUGAAUUCACUCAUAUUUACCCUGGUAAUUUUUAUUAUCGGUUCUAUUGACUACUCUGUUGGUGGACCCGUUUCAUUGGUAAUCUCUGGAUCUAAAUUGAAUGAAGUUUGUACAUUGGCUCAAAACUUGACAGCUGAUGGUGCAAAUCGAGACGAUAUCGCCAAAAUUAUAGAUGCUCAACUACACCAGAUAUUGGGACUUACUGGACUCUUGAGGAAAACACCAAUCGUCCGUUAUGUGCGCCUAAAUAAAUCCAACCCAAUGGCUCGUUAUGGUAAACGAUCCUUACGACGUGGUCCAUACAUGGGAUCAACUACACAUUCAGGUGAACGUAAUGAUGCUUCACCUGCAGAUACUGAUGGAACUACACAAACUGGAACAUUUAACGUGAACAUUUCUGACUUUAUUUACCUGUUGAUCAAUGCCUUUAGCAGAAAGUUAAAGGCUCGUUGUCUUCCCAGUCAAUCACUUUGCUCUGCAAUCGUUUUACCUGAAAAAGUUGAUCUUCUCGACCAGCAACAAAUGGUAUCAAUUAUCGAUCAGCUUUUCCAAUUACAAGGCUCACUAAUCGAUUGUGAUUCUUCAUAAAUUGUAAUCUUUUUGCAACAGCAAAACUAAUUGACAAAUAAAAUGGAUUAACUUAUUAAUAGUUG